AUGGUAGGCUCCUUCCUCGAUGAUAUUGGAUUGCGUUAUGCUGACGCGGCGCUGGAACACAGCGAGAGGGACCACUUCGAUCGGGUACCACCACAUUUUGAUGAUAUUUACGAUUAUCGCGAUCAUCUUGCUAUCUUGAGCAAUGUCUACUUAUUGUCGCUACAAUACAAAACAACGACUUCUCCAUUAGCUACAGCGCCCGCACAAGUGAGCACAGCCAUCGUGCAAGCUAUCCACAAUGUGUCGCAAACUGGCAACGGAACGACCCUUGAAGUGCGAGCGGGGUACAUGGGGCUUUGUGUGGCACUGAGGGAUACAGAGCGCAUCUGCUCCAGAAAUGCUAGAGUGUUGGCGAAUCUGAUCAAGGCAGAAAAAUUCUCCAUCAGAACCGGGAAUACCAGCACAGAAUUUACACCCGACCCGCUCAAUUUGAUCAUGAUUGCGAACGAGUUCAAGGAGAAGAUUGUCUUCGAUGGGUUGAUGCAAGUCCUCCUGUUUGGUAAUAGCUGCUACAAUGUGCUGAUAUAUUGGAUAUAUAGAUUUAUUGUGGUCAUUCUUACUUUCAUUUGCUUCAUACUUCUAUCAACAUUCCCCGGAUGGCAUAAAGAAGUCGAUGAAACUGGAUCAGAGAUCGAGACUAAGCCAUUUCCUUCUGAUCACGUGAUAGCGGCUUGUUUGUUCACCACGUGCAUCGGGUUUGGAUUUGGCCUUAUCUCCAUACUGUGGCAGCAUAUUAACAGCAGUUCUACGGCAUCAAUGGCAGAAACCCUCACCUAUGGUGCAGCCACGGGCCAUGUUGGGGGCGUAGCGAUGGCGCUCGGAUGGAUUGCAGUAGGAGUGAUUGCCUUAGUCGGUCUCGGGCUUCUCGAAAUGAAAUUAAGUAUCGAUCUCCUUAAAAGACUGAUUGAUGUGAACACCACGGAUGGGAGUUCAGCAUAG
Messenger RNA from Penicillium maclennaniae, 939 nucleotides. Its product is annotated as Fig1 domain-containing protein. Gene Ontology annotation, biological process: conjugation with cellular fusion. Lineage: Eukaryota; Fungi; Ascomycota; Eurotiomycetes; Eurotiales; Aspergillaceae. The coding region runs from base 1 to 939 and encodes 312 amino acids. The record is from RefSeq and is a predicted model, not a curated record. Gene Ontology annotation, cellular component: mating projection tip; membrane. The transcript has 2 exons.